Molecule: messenger RNA, 3305 nt
Organism: Brassica rapa (field mustard)
Lineage: Eukaryota; Viridiplantae; Streptophyta; Magnoliopsida; Brassicales; Brassicaceae
Product: probable carboxylesterase 6
Molecular function (GO): hydrolase activity
Source: RefSeq, a predicted model, not a curated record
AUAAAAGGAGACACGUGUAAGAUGGUGGGCAAGACAAAACGUGUUUUUUCUUUUUCCCUUUUUUCUUUCUCGAUUCUUUCUUCUUUCUCUUGUUCUCUCCGGCAUCUCUCUACGAUUCUUCAACAUCUCAGAAGACAACGAUGGUUUGUUCUUCGUCUUGUCUUUGUCGAUCGAUUGAAGAUCGGAAUUGAUGGUUUGUUCUUCGUUUUCUCUUCGUCUUCUCUUGGUCAAUUGAUGGAAGAUGAGAGUUGAUGGUUUGUUCUUACUCUUCUCUUCGUCGAUGGUUUGUUUGAGGCAGAGUUUGUCGAUUGAUGGAAGAUCAGAGUCAUGCAUGAAGAAAGGGCAAGUUGAGAUUUAACGAUCACAAGAAGAAUCAAGUCUUCUUCAAUAAAGUUAGGUUGUGGUUAGGACAGUGUGCUUGCUUACUCCAUAAUAUGAUUGUAGAAGACGAAAGAGAUGGAUACACCCAUCUCAAUGUUUCAGAGUUCCAACAUGGAGAAGACGCCGGAAGUUCACAUGUCGAUCUCACGUAUUCUACAGAUAUGCCUUCAAAUAUCGCCAAUAUGAUGGGUGUUCGAACUCGAAUUCGUGAUAAACAAAUGCAUCAACGCCUGAAAGCUGAUUUGGUUGAACAUAUAUGGCGUAAAUUUGGAGGUGAUGAAGACAACAACUGAGCUCCGACUAGUGUUUCAAAUUAUUGUCGUUUAUUUUAGUAAUCUUUGUUUUAAUGUUUUUAUUUAAAAUCCUAUGUCGAAAAUGUUAUCUUUUAAUAUGUUUUAUUUAAUAAAUAAAUUUUAUCUUAAAAAUAAAUUAAUAAUUUUUUUUUAAGAACCGUUAGUUAAGAAACUACCAUUGGAGAUACAAAACCAUAGAGUUUCUUAACUACAUUUCUUAACUCCACUAACUACACUUAUAUAAUUAAAUAAUCAUUUAGAAACUCAUUAGUGUUUCUAUGGAUAAAGAUGCUCUCACAUGUUGAGAUGUUUCCUCACGGAUAUGCCAAAGCUAGUUAAAAACUUUAAAUGAAAGGAUUGGUGCAUGAACAAUGAAGAACAAAAGUGGGAGCAUAUCUUUUUGCUAAGUGUAUUUUGACAAAACUAUUCAACCAAUCCCACAUUUCUUCUGACCUUAUGCCGUGGAAAAUGCUAUGCUAGACUACACCCACCACCACAAUAUUUGAUGCUUACGUGCCACAUUUUCAUCAUUGCUAAGAAAUAAAAACAAACUCUAACACGACUUGUUGAAUAGUCCAUCGACUAGUUUACAAAGAAAUAAUAACGUUGAAUAUUUGCCUCGCAACUCACUGGAUAAGAACAAGUCUUUUGAGUAUAGUCCAUUCAAACGUUUCCAUUAUAUAAGCAUUGACGUCAACAUUCUGAAGAUUAAAAAGUAAAUAUGAAUGAAAAAACCCUAUGUUUAUAUAUAAUUUGUCUCAACCAAAACAAGUUUAGAUUUUUGGAUCAAUGAAAAGUUCAUGAUUUUUUUAGAAAAAAUGUGUAAUUUUAGUAAUUUUAUGGUAAAAAUUAUUGUCGACUAAAGUUACACCUAAUUUAGGUCGGUCAACACAAGUUCAUAUAUUUUCUAGAUUAAUAAGGAAUCCAUAUUUUUUUGGCAAAAUGUAUAAAUUCAUUAUUUAUUUGACUGUUUUCUCCAAAGAAAAGUUACAGUUUAUACUAAACAUAAUAUUGUAGCAGGAGUCCACAAAGUUUAGUUCUGUUCAGUUAUUGAUUGUAUUUUGAUGGAAAAAAUAAAAUGGAAUUAGUUUCAAACUUACAUUUUAUAUCCUCCUCCUAUAUAAGAACCUCUCAAAUACAUCAUCAGUCCCAAAACUCUCUAUUUAAAGCUUUUAUAUACAACUAUCUAGUAAGAGCUCUUUUGGUGUCACGAAGCUGCACAAACCACACUUGAAAGAAAAAUGGAAGCAACCACAUUAAUUACCCAUGUGACGACCAAUAACACUAAUAACACCAGCAUUCAUGGACCGGUCGUAGAAGAAGUGGAAGGCCUUAUUAGAGUCUACAAAGACGGCCACGUCGAACGAUCUCAGUUCGUGCCGUGUGUGGAUCCCUCACUACCCCUCGAGCUUGGUGUGGCUUGCUCUGAUGUUCACAUAGACAAGUUGACAAACGUAUGGGGACGUCUCUAUGUCCCAACGGUGACCAACUCUACGUCGGUCUCUAAGCUCCCUUUGAUUGUCUACUUCCACGGUGGAGGUUUCUGCGCCGGCUCGGCUUAUUGGUCGUGUUACCACCAGUUCUUGGGCCGAUUGUCUGCUAAGUCACGGUGUCUGGUCAUGCAUGUAAACUACCGUUUAGCCCCUGAGAAUCCUCUUCCGGCAGCAUACGAAGAUGGAGUCAAUGCCAUUCUUUGGCUCAAGAAAACAAGAAACGAUAACUUGUGGUCCAAGCAAUGUGACUUUGGAAGUAUAUUCUUGGCGGGAGACAGCGCCGGAGGCAACAUCGCCAACCAUGUCGCCGGGAGAUUAGCAGCCGCUGACGCUCUUAUAAAGCCACUGAAGAUAGAAGGAACGAUCUUGAUCCAGCCUUUCUUCGGCGGGGAGGCGCGUACCGAGACCGAGAGGCGCGUGGAGAACAACACGGAGAGCUCAGUGCUGACACUUGCGUCUUCAGACACGUGGUGGAGACUGACAUUGCCACGUGAAGCAAACAGAGAGCAUCCGUAUUGUAAACCGGUGAAGAUCACGACGCGGACGCUGGUUUGUGUGGCGGAGAUGGAUGUGCUGAUGGAUAGGGCGAUGGAGAUGUGCGAUAGUGAUAAGAAAAUGAUCAGGUGUGUGGUGUACAAAGGCGUUGGACAUGCGUUUCAGGUUCUUGGUGAGUCCCAGCUUGCUAACACGUUGACUCUUCAAAUGUUGUGCGACAUCGAUGCUUUCAUCCACCACUCUGAACCUUUAAAUUAGUUGUGUAUGCGUAAAUUGUUUAUGGUAGCACUUCUAUAUUUGAAUCUUAGAUACUAAAAAUUUAUAGGAAUUAAGAUAACUUGAUAAUAACCUGCGUUCUGCAGGAUAAAGCAUAUAUUUGAUUUUAAAAUUACAGAAAAAAACUAAAAUUUAAAUGUCUAGAGGUUUGGAAAAAUAUUCAGAGCACAAUUAUGUAAACAGUAUUUUUUAGUUUUUAUGUGUUCGUGUUGUUGCGUGCAUGAACUAGGCCAAAAAAUUAUCUUACGGUGAGUUGAGGGAAGAUGACCCAUAAUUUGAGUUCAUGCUAAAAUUUGAGACCAAAGUUAAGUUUGUAACUAAUUAAUAACUUAUUUGAAAAUUCAGUUACAAUAAAAAAAAACUCAUU